Messenger RNA from Drosophila bipectinata, 1099 nucleotides. RefSeq lists its product as uncharacterized. The record is from RefSeq and is a predicted model, not a curated record. Lineage: Eukaryota; Metazoa; Arthropoda; Insecta; Diptera; Drosophilidae.
AUGUGUGAGUGGGUGCACUCUUGCUUAUUCCGAUGAAACCCAAAGUAUCAACAAAUGAGCUGACGAAUGAUUCAAGAGCCACUCAAUUGCCUCAAUCCACUCUUCCACGCACAAUUUCGCGUGCGUUUACCUGCGGAAUAGAGUUAGCAUUGACAUUAGCCAAGUUAGCCUGCUCUAAUCCUUCGGCCGGAAAAACGCCGGCUGCCAAUUUCAGGCUAAUGACACCAGGAAAAACACUCUCGCUCGCGGAAAGCGAAUCUCUACCUGCCAAGGCGGAACCCUCGGCGACAGACAUAAAAGACGGGCCCCUAUCGCAGCACCGAACUAGUCUUCAGUCACGACACCUUUACCACGGACCGUAAACCAUGUCACAGCCGUGCUGGAAUUAUCUAAUCUUCCUCGGGACGUGCUUCCUCUGCCUCGUAGGCCUUUCGCAGGCAGCCAGCUACCAGCUGCAGACAUACGACGUGGAGGGCAACGCGGGCAUCGAAAGUAUGACGAACGACACGGAAGGAUAUCCCCAAGGAGCGGUAACCUAUCUGGAGAAGCCAUUUUCCUGGUUACGGAACGCCCAGAGUAUGUUCGGGAGCCCUGCCGGGCACGUCGUUAUACAGGUCGCCAAGGAGCUGAUCCACCGGUCGGCUGGAAAUAGCCAGGUUCUAAGUCUCAACCUCACCAAUCUACUCAUCAUAGUUCUGCUCAAGGUCCUGAUCUUCUCUGCCGGAAUGCUGGGCGCUGGACACUGGAGUGGCUAUGGAUAUGGCUACGGCCGCGGCUCCACUGGACGCAGUGACAGCGACUUUGGUCUUGGGCUGCACUCUGGAGAUGAUUACAUGAUAACAGGGUUCCUGGCCGCCCAGGGAGCGGGUCGGGACGAGUGUCUCUAUGCGGCGAGCUGCGCGUGCCCCACGGCGGCCUACGAAUAUGCCAAGGCAGGACGUGCUCUUCUAGGAGCCAUUGAGGUGUUCGAAGGGGCUCCUCUGGAAAAACCACGGUACAAUGACCUGAUUGUUCUAAUGGAGAAAGCCGCCUACGAUGGCUUCCGGGGAGUGGCCUGCAACACCACGGAGACUUGCGACGGGCUGCUUUGAAAUUCCUA